Messenger RNA from Echinops telfairi (small Madagascar hedgehog), 1304 nucleotides. It is a transcript of the gene B3GNT8, whose product is annotated as UDP-GlcNAc:betaGal beta-1,3-N-acetylglucosaminyltransferase 8. NCBI's taxonomy places the organism in Eukaryota, Metazoa, Chordata, Mammalia, Afrosoricida, Tenrecidae. The transcript has a single exon. Bases 1 to 1197 code for a protein of 398 amino acids. Gene Ontology annotation, cellular component: membrane. The record is from RefSeq and is a predicted model, not a curated record. Gene Ontology annotation, molecular function: protein N-acetylglucosaminyltransferase activity.
AUGCGCUGCCCCAAGUGCCUUCUCUGCCUGUCAGCGCUGCUCACGCUCCUGGGCCUCAAGGUGUACAUCGAGUGGAUCUCCGAGCCAAGGCUCCGCAAGGCCUACCCUAGCCCCCGCAGCACCCCGCUGCAGGCCACGCCCGAGAGCUGGGAGCCCACGCUGCCCGCCAACCUCUCAGCCCGUCUGGGCCAGACCAGACCACUGCCCUCGGCUUACUGGAAUCAGCAGCAGUGGCGGCUGGGGACCCUGCCUGGUGGCGGGGACAGCACGGAGGCGGGGGGCUGCCGGGCGUGGGGGGCCGCGGCCGCCACUGAGAUCCCAGACUUCGCCUCCUACCCGGAGGCCCUUCGAAGCUUCCUGCUCACCGCUGCCUGCCGCCACUUCCCGCAGUGGCUUCCUGCAGGGGGCGGUGGCCAGGUGGCCAGCUGCUCAGACACCGGAGUCCCCUACCUGCUGCUGGCUGUGAAGUCGGACCCCGGGCACUUCGCAGAACGGCAGGCUGUGAGGGAGACGUGGGGCCGUCCAGCCCCUGGGGUUCGGCUGCUCUUCCUGCUGGGUUCCCCGGUGGGGCGGGGGGGCCCCCACCUGGACUCCCUGGUGGGCUGGGAGAGCCGCCGCUACAGUGACCUGCUCCUCUGGGACUUUUUCGAUGUCCCCUUCAACCAGACACUCAAGGACCUGCUGCUGCUGGCCUGGCUGGGUCAUCACUGCCCCGACGUGACCUUUGUCCUGCACGCUCAGGACAAUGCCUUUGUGCACACCCCUGCUCUACUGGGACACCUGCGGGGACUGCCCUCAACCUGGGCCCAAGUCCUCUACCUAGGGGAGGUCUUCACCCAGGCCAAGCCUCUCCGGAAGCCUGGCGGACCCUUCUUCGUGCCUGGGUCCUUCUUCGAAGGCGACUACCCGGCUUAUGCCAGCGGGGGUGGCUAUGUCAUCGCCGGGCGCCUGGCCCCCUGGCUGCUGCAGGCGGCGGCCCGUGUGGCCCCCUUCCCCUUUGAUGACGUCUAUACUGGCCUGUGCUUCCGGGCCCUGGGCCUGGUGCCUCGUGCCCACCCGGGCUUCCACACCGCCUGGCCAGCAGGCCACAGCCCUGAGCCCUGCGUGCUGCGUGACCUGCUGCUGGUGCGGCCGCUCAGCCCCCAGGACAGCAUCCGCCUCUGGAAACGUCUGCAAGAUCCACAGCUCCAGUGCUGAGCCUGGGCCCUGGUAGCAGGGUGGCCACUGCGCUGGGGACUAGGGGACAGUGGGAGUGGAGAGUUGAGAGGGGCAGACUGGUUUUGUCUACUUUUUGUUUUUUAAAG